AUGAUAUAUAAGACGCCAACAUUCUCUGGCAGCCUUACUCUCAGCGGCCAAACAUCCCUGCCCUGCAAACGUUUGCUCAGUCAACAACAAGAAAUGGAGCGCAUGAUGAAAAAACGUAACGCUAAACUUCUGUAUGCCCCUACUGUUUACGGCGGGGCAGGUGGUCGUGGAGUCCAGAUCUCUACGUCCACCUCUGGCUCACUGGUUUCCUCUAGAUACAACGACGGGCAUGACUACCAGUCCUCAGGGUUUAUUUAUGGGACGCUGGCCAUCAAGGAUGAAAAAUUUGCCCUGAAGCAACUGAAUGACCGCUUAGCCAACUACAUGGAAACUGUGAGGAGUCUAGAGAAGGCCAACAGCCAGCUGGAUAUCAAAAUCAGAGAAGCCAUUGGGAAAAGAGGCCCACUGGAGGGGCGGGAGUACAGCAAAUAUCAUACUAUCAUUUCAGAUCUCAAAGCAAAGAUAAUACAUGGGAUUAAGGAUAACAUGCAAAUUGCUAUCACCCUUGACAAUGCCCGAUUGGCCUCAGAUGACUUUAGGAUCAAAAUGGACUACGAGAUAGCCAUGCGUCAGACAGUGGAGGCUGAUGUUGCAAUCUUUCGAAAGCAUCUGGAUGACACCAAUGUAAUUCGUCUGCACUUGGAGAGUGACGUUGAAUCCCUGAAGGAAGAGUUAAUAAGCCUUAGGAAGACCCACGAAAUUGACAUUGCUGAAUUGCGUGCCAAGACCACUCAGGUUGGUGUCCGCGUGGAUGUUGAUGCUCCCAAGGGCCAGAAUUUAGCUGGGAUUAUGGAGGACAUGAGGGCAAAGUAUGAAAAGAUCAUACAGAAGAAUGCUGAGGAGGUCAAACUAUGGCAUGAGUCCAAGAUCAGAGAGGUGCAGGUCCAAGUAACUGAGCAGAGCACAGCACUGAGAGAAUCAGCAAAGCAGCUGGCUGAAAUAAACAAGAGGUAUCAGCAAUUGGAAAUUGAACGGCACUCGGCACUGAGCCUGACUGAGACGCUAAAGGCAACACUCCUAGACACUGAAAUGCGCUACAACAAGGAGAUAACUAAGUACAAUGAGAUCAUUCUGAGGCUGACAGAAGAGCUCAGGCAGAUCCGCGCUGAGAUCCAAGAACUUACAAGAAAUUACGAACACCUCUUCAACAUCAAGGUCAAACUAGAGGCCGAGAUUGCAGAAUACAGGCGUCUGCUUGAAGGAGAGAAUACCAUCAAGCUUGAAGAUGCCCUUAAGAAGACAGUCGAGACCAAGGUGGUGACAGUCACUCAGACUCUAGUGGAUGGCAAAGUGGUGUCAGAGAGUAAAGAUGUGAAAUCCGGUGUAGUGGUGGAGCCCUAA
Messenger RNA from Nerophis lumbriciformis (worm pipefish), 1341 nucleotides. NCBI's taxonomy places the organism in Eukaryota, Metazoa, Chordata, Actinopteri, Syngnathiformes, Syngnathidae. The record is from RefSeq and is a predicted model, not a curated record.